Messenger RNA from Zeugodacus cucurbitae (melon fly), 1127 nucleotides. RefSeq lists its product as uncharacterized. The transcript has 2 exons. Bases 147 to 962 code for a protein of 271 amino acids. Lineage: Eukaryota; Metazoa; Arthropoda; Insecta; Diptera; Tephritidae. The record is from RefSeq and is a predicted model, not a curated record.
UGCAAACUAGCGCGAAAUUAUUUUAUUGCAUUUUAAAAUUUGUUACAUUUCUGCACGAAACUAAUUUCGUAUAUAUUUGCCAGCGAUUUGGCUGAAACAAAUAGAAAGCAACUGAGUUGCAAGCCGAAAACAACCCAAAUUUCAAGAUGCGUUCAUUUUUGAUCCUUUGCUCCGUCGUCUCUGCGACUUACGCCGCCAGUCUUGGCUACAACUAUGAAAGCAACAAUGGUCCAGCGCUCGGUGGUGGAUUAAGUGGUCCCAGCUACGGUGGUCAGGCCUUGAGCGGUCCCAGCUAUGGUGGUCAGGCUUUGAGCGGUCCCAGCUACGGCGGUCCAGCCAUCAGUGUGCCCAGCUUUGGUGGACAAGGUUUUGCUGGCCCCAGUUACAGUGGCCCAUCUGCUGGUGGUCUUAGCGCUCCAGCUGCUGCGCCCGCUCCCGCUCCCGUUGAACUUAACAAGGAAUUCUUCACCUACACCGCACCCGAACAUGAGUUCAAUGAUGCUGGUGAUGCCGGUGAUCUCGGUAACUCAUUGAAGAAGAACUUGCGUGUUAUCUUCAUUAAGGGACCUGAAAACUCUGGACUCGAAAACGCUGCUGUCCAAUUGGCUAAGUCGGCUGGCGAAGAACGCACUGCCAUCUAUGUGCUCAGCAAACAAGCUGACAUCGGCGAUUUGGCUAACCGUUUGCAAUCGCUCAACCACCGCAGCUCGCAGAAACCCGAAGUACACUUCGUCAAGUACCGUACCCCAGCUGAUGCUGAGAAUGCCAAGCAAGCUAUCCAGGCUCAAUACGAUGGUUUGGGCGGUAACACUAGUAGCCACAAUGGUGGUGUUGCACCAGUCUUGGACUUCGCCUCGAAGGCACCAGCUGCUCCAGCCGCACCUGCUGCUCAGCAAUACAGUGCUGGCGCUGGUGCUGGUGGCGCUGAAAAUGGUUACUUGCCACCCAACAAGCGCGUGUAAAUCGCAGCUCGGCGUGUUUAAAGUGUUAAAUGAAUGUGUUAGAAGAAUUUUUCUAGAACUAAUUAAGUAAUAUAUUAGCUUUAAUGACCCUGUACAAUUUUUUUAUAUAAAAAAGUUCCAAAAAAAACAUUGAAUUGUUAAUAAAUGUGUUUAAAAUAAUUCAAA